CGUUUCGCCGACACAUGGGGUCAACCGAGCUGAAUGGGUUCACACUGAAGGACUACUGGCUCGGACGCGGACGCACACGCAGACGCCGAUGAGAGCGCGCGCGCUAAUUAGGAAAACCUGGUCGAGCAAUUAAGCGCGAGGAGUGAACACGCGCGGGACGGAGCGGCAGAAGAGCUGGUUUAGCUCCACGGUCACCUCGGCACCAUGAGCUGGAGCUUCCUCACUCGUCUGCUGGACGAGAUCUCCAACCACUCCACGUUCGUGGGGAAGGUCUGGCUGACUGUGCUGAUCAUCUUCCGCAUCGUGCUGACAGCCGUCGGAGGUGAAACCAUCUACUACGAUGAGCAGAGUAAAUUUGUGUGUAACACGCAGCAGCCCGGAUGUGAGAAUGUUUGCUACGAUGCGUUUGCACCACUCUCACACGUCAGAUUCUGGAUCUUUCAGGUGAUUAUGAUCACAACCCCCACCAUUAUGUACCUGGGAUUUGCAAUGCACAAGAUUGCAAGAAGUGAAGACAGCGAGUACAGACCUGUGAAGAAGCACAAGAAGAGGAUGCCCAUCGUGAGUCGAGGCGCAGUUCGAGACUACGAAGAGGCAGAGGAUAAUGGAGAGGAAGACCCCAUGAUUGCUGAAGAAAUCGAACCAGAGAAGGUGGAAAAAGCAGACAAAAGUGCAGAGAAAAAGCACGAUGGUCGUCGGCGAAUCCUCCGUGACGGCCUCAUGAAAGUCUAUGUUUGCCAGCUGAUGUGGCGCUCCGCCUUCGAAAUCGCCUUCCUCUUCGGCCAGUACAUCCUCUAUGGCUUCGAGGUGAUCCCUUCCUACAUCUGCACCCGCUCGCCGUGCCCCCACACGGUUGACUGCUUCGUGUCCCGCCCCACAGAGAAAACCAUCUUCCUCCUCGUGAUGUACUUCGUCUCCUUCCUCUGCCUGAUCCUCACCAUCUUCGAAAUCAUCCACCUCGGGAUCGGCGGUAUAAGAGAUACCUUCCGCAGGAGGGCAACUUUGACCUCACGAGGCCCACGACCGAUCUCACGCGCCAUGCCGACAGCUCCGCCCGGAUACCACGCCACCAUGAAAAAGGAGAAGCUUAAAGGGGAGCUGAGGGACUUGCCGAUGGGCGACUCGGGGCGGGAGAGCUUCGGGGACGAGGUGCAGUCAUCCAGGGAGAUUGAGCGGUUGAGGAGGCACCUGAAGCUGGCACAGCAGCACCUGGACCUGGCCUACCAGGCUGACGAAGGGAGUCCUUCACGGAGCAGCAGCCCGGAGGUGAACACGGCUGCUGAGGCGGCUGCCGAGCAGAACCGGCUCAACUUCGCCCAGGAAAAGCAGGGAGAGACCAGUGAGAAAGGAAUACAUGCCUGAGCGUGCUUCCUGCCUCAAACGUCUGCGCCUCCAUUCCUACUGGCCUUAAACACAUGGGGGAAGCACAUAUGGGAGUGCAGUCAGACCACUGAGGGAGACCAAGAGCGUGUGUUUGUGUGCGUGUGUGUGUGCGUGGAUGAGAGAAACGUGCCUUUCAGUAUUAGGGGUCGGCCUGAACGCCUGACUGAGGUUCAUCUCCACGACUGUAAACUUGAAAGCCGGCCACAUCUCCAGUUUCUACUCGCCAGCUUCGACCGUGCCUUCAGCUGAAACCAUGUCUACACCCUUUUUUUUUUUUCCUGUACGCCCACUCUAUGUUUUUGUGGCCAUGCUGUAAUCCUCCAUUUCAAACCUCGCAAGGAUUACGGAAAGCUCCUCCAGCCGAGUCUACUUUAGUUGUCUGUCUCACAAAAGAGAUGCUGUUUAUAAAAACGUCCCUGAAUCAUAACUUUGUCGGCUUCGGAGAGAUUUCAAGCAACGCAGCCUGGAGUUACGCCGUGAACGGAGCACGUGCAGUAGAUUUUUGGGGGGGGGGGCUUAACAUGAACUAGAUAGGUCACAUUUCACAGAUUUGAUUCUAGGGAUUAUUGUUGAAUAGCUGGAACCACACCAUUAAUUUCAUACUAUUUUACAGAUUCUGUAGCCUGUAUAUUUGCUCAAAUUGGCCAAAAUGUUUACCUGGGAAAUGCUUGAAUUCUGUAAAGACCGGAACUGUUCCAAGAGAUUUCCAAUUACAAUCAAUUCAUUUAAACAUUUUUUACUUCUUGACCAAAGCUCUGUCCAGAUUAGAAGGAAGUGAACGCCACCUGUUUCACAUAACUGCUGAAAAAUAGGCUCUUGGAUGUUAGAUAAUCCUUUUUUUCCUUUCCUUGAUUUAUGUACAAAACAAAUGAUUCAUAAUGUUGGUGAAGAAAGCUUAGAAAAUGUCACUUUUUCUUUCGUAAAACAGCUGAAAACAUCUGUCUCCCGGGCUACCGUCAACAAUGACAUUCCAUCCUCGUCCUUUCGAUUUACAUUUUUCUCCGCUGAGACAUAUUUUCCAUCCUUGACGUGCACCGCUGCCCCUCCGCUCCUGAAACACGGGUGCUUUUCAUGCACCCUGAAGAGAAAGAAAACCCAGCUGAGGAGGGGAUGACAGUUGGCUGCUGACGCACAGCCCGGCGCCAUGUAAACACAAACUCAUUCUCCAUUCAUCAUGAGACUUUUGAUCAAUCGCUUUCCGUGUCCAGUGUACUUUGGUUUUAUGAUCUUUGGCUGGAAUAAUGAAACUGCAGAUCGCCAAAGAGCUGUUUGAUGCUGUAUUUUUGUAAUCAUCUCAAUUUCAACAUUUCAUACAAGGUACGACGCUCCAUUUUUUGAAUAUGGUACUUUUUUUCAAUGCUUUUUUUUCUAUUGUCAGUUUUGUAGUUUUUGUAACUGUAGAGAUUAUUUUGUCUUCAGAGUAAAUAAAUAUAUUUGAACGGUA
Cheilinus undulatus (humphead wrasse) is the source of this 2827-nucleotide messenger RNA. Its product is annotated as gap junction gamma-1 protein-like. NCBI's taxonomy places the organism in Eukaryota, Metazoa, Chordata, Actinopteri, Labriformes, Labridae. Gene Ontology annotation, biological process: cell communication. Bases 205 to 1362 code for a protein of 385 amino acids. The transcript is spliced from 5 exons. Gene Ontology annotation, cellular component: connexin complex. The record is from RefSeq and is a predicted model, not a curated record.